Messenger RNA from Dermacentor andersoni, 5196 nucleotides. Its product is annotated as dual specificity calcium/calmodulin-dependent 3',5'-cyclic nucleotide phosphodiesterase 1A-like. Gene Ontology annotation, molecular function: 3',5'-cyclic-nucleotide phosphodiesterase activity. NCBI's taxonomy places the organism in Eukaryota, Metazoa, Arthropoda, Arachnida, Ixodida, Ixodidae. The record is from RefSeq and is a predicted model, not a curated record. Gene Ontology annotation, biological process: signal transduction.
UCCGGGAACGACGCGCGCGCGAGCUUCGAGUCUCUCGUUCGUCGGCCGGCACGUGAAGCACGCCGGCGCUGUUAUCGCGGGGAGCCGCCGCGCGUGCCGCCGUCGCCGCUCGGGACACCGCGUCUUCUCACUUAACACACUGGAGCUUGGCAAGCCGCGCGAGCCGUGAUUAUUGCCCAAGUGCGACAAAUUUUGCGCGCUCGUUGUCUUUUUAUUUUGCGAGCGGCGGGGCAAGUUUAUUUCCAGUCUUCUGGCGGGAAACAAAAAGAGCGCCGCCGCCGGUGCACACGUGCACACCUUGGAAUCCUUCCAGAAGCGCGCGGACGAGCUGCAAGUCACUUCCCCAGUCGCGAGCGCGCGAGAGGUGACGCCUCCUCCUUCGCGUACAGAGCGCAUCUGUGAAUGACUCCCGCGCUCACGUGACUGCGCUCCGAAGGCGGCGAGAGCGCGCGGCAGCCCUCGCUGCGCGCGUUUUAGAGACCUCGCAAAGCGUCCGGAACAGCUCCGGCCGCCGCGGCGUUUUGGUGGAACGGCUGGCGUGUCCGCAGCAGCUGGCGUGGAACACGACUCUCGGGCUCUCCCCCAGGUCGGCAAACGCACACACACACAAACACACACACCUCGGCGGCAGUGAGCGCAACCUGUUGGUGUCGGUCACGCGGUGGGACCCCUGUGGGACUGUGGCUCGCGGGCGCUGCGGCAUGCGACAAGCGAUUCGCCCAUCCGAGCGCCCAUCGUGCUGAAAAGCGAGGCUUCUGACUUCUGGCUAUGUCGCUCAACAAGGAUCCGCGUCAUUUCAAGAAGUGUAAGAGCGCCACUUUUCGAGUCGACGGGCUGUCCUACACCAUAGUGGCCAAUCCGCCUCCAGAGGCUCCUGCCAAGGAUGCUCCCGAAGGAGAGGCCGAAGAGGAGGAUGCUGGAGACCCCACCAAGCCGGGCACGGUGGUGGUGCGUCGCUUCCAGCCCCGCGUGGCCACGGUUGUGCGCGAGAAGGCUGGCGAGCAGUGCGACGAGAGCGGCCGCCAAAACGAGGACGAUGCCGAGACGGAGGCGGCCGCCGGCGAGCGCCGCAACGGCAAGAGCCACGGAGCACUGGGCGACGCCCGGCCGCUGCCGCCUGUCGACACGCUGGAGGCCUGCGACAAAGCCGCAAACAGGUUGCGAGACCUGUCGACGCACCUCCAACACGGCGACGUUCCUUUAGAUAUGCUUCAAAAAACACUUCAAUACGCAGCCUGCGUCCUUGAAGCCGUUUGCCAAGAUGAAACAAGGAGGCAGACGCCGAUUCCACCCCAGCCACCACCUUCUUCGCUUCUCGAAACGCCGUUACCACCAUCCGGGGUGGCGACGUCUUUGUCAGUGUGUCCCAACGAGAAGAAAAUUCCUGCCACCGAUGUUCUCCCGGCAGACAGCGUCCCGCGGCAGCCGGGGGUUGAACAGCGGCGAAGGGCCCUCAUAAACGCCAACUCAAAGUUCAACAGCGGAUCGUUUUCCAAAGGUGCUCAGUCAUUUUUUCGGGUGGUUGAAAACGACUUGGCGGCCUGCAGGAAGAUGCUGGACGAGGAGGAUGACCUGUCAGAAGUGCAACCGGAUGCGGUGCCCAAUGAAGUGCGAGAAUGGUUGGCGUCCACCUUCACGCGUCAAGCGGCAACGCAGAGGAAGCGGUCGGAGGACAAGCCACGGUUUCGUUCUGUGGCCAACGCUAUCCGGGCAGGCAUUAUGGUUGAGAAAAUUUACCGACGGAUGUCAAGCUCAACGCUCCUGCAGAUUCCUAAUCACCUUGCAGCUUUACUCAAGUCUGUAGACGACUGGUGUUUUGAUGUGUUCAACGUGAACGAGGUAGCAAAUGGACAAGUCCUGCGCUAUCUGACAUAUGAGUUGUUCGGAAGGUAUGGGAUAGUCCACAAGUUCAAGGUGUCGUCAGCAGCGCUAGAGAACUUUAUCACUGCUGUGGAGCAAGGGUACUGCAAAUAUAAAAAUCCCUACCACAACAACCUGCACGCAGCAGACGUCACCCAGACCGUCCAUUACAUGCUCUACUCAGCAGGCAUCGGUGGCUGGUUGACAGAACUGGAAGCAUUUGCCACCUUGUUUGCAGCAAUUAUCCAUGAUUAUGAACAUACUGGAACAACCAACAACUUCCAUGUGAUGUCACGGUCAGAAACUGCGCUCAUCUACAAUGACCGAUCGGUUCUCGAAAACCAUCACAUCAGUGCUGCUUUCCGCCUGUUAACAGAUGAUGAUCAGAACAUAUUAUCCAGCCUAAGCAAAGAAGAGUACAAAGAAUUCCGUCUGUUGGUUAUUGAAAUGGUCCUGGCAACCGACAUGACCUCUCACUUCCAGCAAGUAAAGACCAUGAAGACAGCCCUGAGUCAUCAUGAUUUCAGCCUUGACAAGGCCAAAGCACUCAGCUUAAUUCUACACUGUUGCGACAUUAGUCACCCAAGCAAGGAGUGGAGGCUGCAUCAUAGGUGGACAUAUCUCCUUAUGGAAGAAUUCUUUCAACAGGGUGACAAAGAACAUGAACUUGGACUUCCAUACUCGCCACUGUGCGACAGGAACACAACGUUAAUUGCGGAGUCUCAGAUAGGCUUUAUUGACUUCAUUUUAAAUCCAACCAUGGAUGUGUGCGGAGACCUCUUGGAAAAAAUACUCCUUCAGGUUUCACAAAGAACUACUGAGGACAGCAUUUCAGAAGAAGGCAGCGAGAACAAGGGAACAGAGGCACUGAGUGAAGAUGAUGCCAAGACACAGGAUGACAGCAAAGCCAAGGAUGAUGCCAAGCAGCAGAAUGACAGUAAAGAGGAGGAUGCCAAACCACAUGAAGAAGGCAAAAAACAGAAUGAGGAAAAAAUUCAGCAACGCUCACUUUCCAUGGUUCGGCCAAUACGCACAACAAGCACUACAAGCAUCACAAGUCUCUCAAGCAUAACAGCAACCAGCACUGAUGAAGGCAUCAAAUGUGGCAAAAUGGAAAGUGCACCUUCUUCACCAAGGUCACCAAAAGGACAACUCGCCCCCAAAAAGCUCAAGAGGCCUUGGCUCAAAUACUUGGAAGAGAACCGUAGCAUGUGGCAAGAAAGGGCAGCACAAGAUGCAGAGGCAAGAAGAAAACGAGCAAGCCAAGAAAAUGAAGCAGUGGAGUCUACUCGGGCAGAGUCCAUGCCGGUGGAGUCGAAGACAGCCUUGCUGAAGUCCCAACAGUCCAAGCCUUUGGAUUCUAAAGCCUCUGAGGCCAAGCUGCUAGAGUCCACAUCCCCUGAGCCUCAGCCUACAAGCUCCAGAGCACUUGAGUUUAUGCCAGUAGACUAGUCUCUGCUAGCACAUUAAAUUGUGUGCUAGCUUUUGGAAGCUUUUUAUGAGCUCGGCCAAUUCAAAUGUUCACUCUGACGUUUGUGCACCUGUCAACAUUUGCACAGCAAGAUGCCCUCGCAGCUACUCUUCAUUGUGAACAAGUAUAUGCCAUCAAGAUCUACAUAUGUGAACAUUACCUUAGCUUAACUACUCCACCAUGGCGAAAUCAUUCAGUCUUGUUGCUUUAUUUCCCUUAACCUAAAUAUAUGGCACCUAGUUUUGUCAGUGCAUUUUAGUUGAAAGCAUAACUAGCUUCCUCAAGGCAUCUUGUCUUACGCAGCAUGCACACACAUGCAGGUACACACGCACUUGUACACAACACACCCAGGCACUUUGAAGUCAUUCCUUCCAGUCUGCCCUCAUUCUAGCUCACAUUGUUUGUCACACUAGCAAGAUAUACUAGCUAGUAUUCGACAUGGGCACAAAACUAGCUGAGGCUUUUCGACAAAGCUAAGCUAUCAUGCACACUCCAGGCAAAGGAAUACUUGGUGACAAUGUAAGCUUACUGUUGGCUGCUUUUAUUUAUGCUUCUGAGAUGCACAUUUUGCUUUCUUUACCUCAUUAUGUUCAUUCUGUAUGCUGUGAUCAUUUAAAACUGUCUUAAACCUACGACCUAUACAGGUUAUGUAUAUUCAUAUAGUGAAUGCAAGUUUUAGGAAUCUUUGAAGAUGUCCCUGCUUUUUUUUUUUCUUUUUUGUACUGUGAUUUGUUUUUUGAUGGCUUUCAUUCCAAUUUUUCAAUUGCAUCAAGUAUAAUGAAAAUAUGUGAGGCAAUGUACAUUUAUGGUUCCAUCCUGCUUAUGAGAACUAAGCUUGUCUUCACUCGGGGACUACUGCAGUUUUCAACAUGUAAUUACGUGCUGCUUUCCUCACUCUACUCUUCAAAAAAAAACUUUCUGUUAAAGUUCCCUUAAAUUCAAGGUGCAUUUACCACCGAAUGUCUUUUUAUUUAAGGCUCGACUUUUUCAAACAAACCGUCGGUUGUUUGUCUGAUGUGACUGAACUGUUAAAACAAAACAUUUCUACACUGAGGUUCUACAGCAAGCAGUGCGUACAUUUUAGCAGCAUCAGUGCGUUGUCGUACAUGGGUGAAGAAACAGUUGCAGUGACCUUGUUGCAGUGGCCUGUUGCAUAUGGCGAUAGUUGUGCAAGUUAUGUACAGCAACAUUUUGCUGUGGCACCAUGUGAUAAAGAUGUUCAUUGGGUAAUAUGCUUGACAGGGAAGGCUGAUAAGAUAGUAAUGUAAGAUCCUCAUUGUCAUCUCUUUUAUCUAUUUAAGUGCAAUAUAGUUUAACCCCUUGUCUAAAGUGAAGCUUGUUGUAACAUGUACAUAGCACAAAGGGGUAAAAUGUUUCCUUGCAAACUUAAAAUAAAGCAUGGCCUUACACUUUAGGCUUGCCCUUAGCAUGUCAUUAAAUGCAGAAAUAUUUAAUUUGCGAUUACUCAAUGUAGUUCUUCACUUAAUGCAGCUAACCCCAAGACAGCAGCGCCUUCAGAUAGGGAUGUAGUUUUGUAUAAAAGAUGCAGUCAUAUAUCAACUAUUUUAUCGUGCAGAACUAUAUGCAGAGCAUGAACAGGUAUUUUUGCAAAAAAAAUAAGGAAUAACAAUGUCCACACCAAAAAAUUUAAUUAUAAUAACCAUGUAAUGUGGAACUUCUUGCAUUAUUUACUCCCAGUAGCGGUACUGUUAUCAAUGCAGUGAUUUUACUGCCUUAUUGCUUUACAAUAAGACUAAAAUUUUUGUGAAGCCUCUUAUAUUCUGUUGCAGCUAUUUCAAUGCCAUGUAACAACGAAAACGUCAAGUGUAUUGUCUUAUCGAUUAAUAUAAGUUAUGUUGUAUUCA